This is a messenger RNA of Crotalus tigris (Tiger rattlesnake), 1917 nucleotides long. It is a transcript of the gene RGS11, whose product is annotated as regulator of G protein signaling 11. The record is from RefSeq and is a predicted model, not a curated record. Gene Ontology annotation, biological process: regulation of G protein-coupled receptor signaling pathway; intracellular signal transduction; G protein-coupled receptor signaling pathway. The coding region runs from base 37 to 1644 and encodes 535 amino acids. The transcript has 17 exons. NCBI's taxonomy places the organism in Eukaryota, Metazoa, Chordata, Lepidosauria, Squamata, Viperidae.
GAGGCCCUUAGGAGAGGCGUCCCGGGCGGCAGGCAGAUGGCAGCACAGAGGCUCGCCGGGACGCCUCGCCGCUUGCAGAAGCGCUCGAGCGCCCGCGCCGCCACCUGCAGCCGUCGCCCGCCCGCCUCCAUGACCAUCGGCGCUCUCCGCCCGGGGGGCGCCCCCCGCCGCCAACUGCCGUGCCUCGCCAAGAUGGAGCGCGUCGUGGUUGGCAUGCAAGACCCGGAUCUGGGCGUCGUGUUGCGGAAUCAGCGGCUGCUACUCAGCAUCAUCCCGCACGCCGUGACCGGUGGGUGCUCCUCGGCUCCCCGGACCAAGACCGCAGUAAGGCCCGCCCGAGGCGCUGCCUCCCGGCCUCUAGCCGCCGCCUCGGGUCGGCGUUCGCUAAGGAAUGACAUUGUGGAGUGGCUCAUCCAGAAAUACAACAUCUUGGAGGAAGAAUCUUUGCAUCUGGGAAACCUGCUUGUGAAACAUGGCUACAUCUAUUCUCUGAAGGAUCCUCAUACUCUGGUCUUGCGAAGGGAUGACACUCCCUACAGGUUCCAGACCCCCUAUUUCUGGAUGAGCACCCAGUGGCUGGCCACCGACCUUGAUUAUGCCAUCUAUUUGGCAAAGAGGAAUAUUCGUAAGCAAGGUGAACUCCAUGAGCUUGAGAAGGAGGAUUAUAAGCAACUGUGCAAGAGGAUCAAUCACAUUUGGGACUUCGUGGUGAUGCAGGCUCGGGAGCAGCUCCAGGCAGCUAAACAGCGGAGGAGGGCUGACCGGAUUGUCAUUGAGUGCCAAGAACAAGCCUAUUGGCUUGUCAACAGGCCCUUGGGGGGAGUCUUGGAUGUGAGAGGUGAGGGGCUAGAGCUAAGGAGCCACUCCCUCACGCCUAUACAGCUGAAGAGCAUGGACUACUACAAACAGGAGAUCCGUUAUUACUGUGCUGCCCUGAGUAGGAUGCGCGUCAAGUCCUCCCUUUGCCUGCAAGGAUAUCUCAAGUUCAAUGAGCAGUAUAUAUCCCACGACCCCAUCAUCUCUGGCUGCCUCCCAAGCAAUCCAUGGAUCACUGAUGACAUCACAUACUGGGCCAUGAAUGCUCCCCGGGUCACAGUUCCCACCAAGCUGCGGGUGGAGCGCUGGAGCUUCGGCUUCAGUGAGCUGAUGGGCGACAUCUUGGGCCGAGAGCAACUCCUGGAGUUCCUCAAGACAGAGUUCAGUGCCGAGAACCUGAUGUUUUGGGAGGCUUGUGAAGAGUUACGCCUGGGUGAAGAGGCCCACAUUGCAGAAGCUGUGGACUCCAUCUACCAGGAGUUUCUAGCGCCCAGUGCCACCCGCUGGGUGAAUCUUGACAGCAAGACUAUGGAGCACACCUUGAAGGGCAUCAAGACCCCCCACCGCUACGUAAUGGACGAUGCCGAGAUGCACAUCUACAUGCUGAUGAAAAAGCAGGACUCCUACCCACGCUUUUUGAAGUCAGAGCUUUACAAGAAGCUGCUUGCUGAGGCCCUUGUGCCACCAGAAACCAAGAAGCGGGCAUUCCCAUUCAUGAGGAAGCAGCUGCGACACUCCAGCACAAGCCUUGCCUGUCCACUCGCUCCUGGAGCCCAUGAAGUGAGGCCUGAGGAAGAGAGCCAGGUGGGGCCCCAAGAGCGAGGCUAAGGGGAACUCCCCCUCCCCCAAAACACUUGUUCCCUGGAUGCUUCAGGCCUCUUGCCCCCACCCCAGCAGGCAUCAAGAUGUAGACCUCUCUCUUACUCACCUGGACAAAAGACUACUGCUGGUUACACCCCCUCCCCCCUUUUUUUCUCUUUCUUUUUCUUUCUGGCUUAAUCUUUAGUGCAGCCAAGCCUCCACCCUCUUUGAGCAAGGCUGGCAGCAUUCCUGCCUCUCAGUGCAUGGAACAUCCCACCCACAAUAAAGUGCCCUUGUUGA